AUGGGAAAAGGAGAGGGAAGGUGUAGCUGCUUCGGAGAAGGUGUGGAAACCAUCGAACAUUUACUCUUUUUUUGCAUGAAUGCAGUAGAAGUACGGAAGAUAGCUCCAAUAAGGUGGGAUGGUUUAAAGGACAAACAACAUAAUUUAUGGCUUUGGUGGGAGAAAGCUACUCAGUCUAUCUCAAAGGAUCAUGUACCAGAUAGAGUUAACCUCACCAUCAAUAUUUUUUGGCAAAUUUGGAAAACACGAAACAAAAAAGUCUUUGAAAAUGAAUGCCAGAAUCCAUACAGAAUUGUCACAAAAGCACAGGAGGACUGGAUGGAGUAUGAGCAGGCAAGGGAAGAAGAACAAGACAACAAUGUACCCCCCAUACACAGUGAGCACCAGAAAAAAAGAGAAACAGCAAAGGAAGACGAGAUAUGUCUGUUCACAGAUGCAGCGAUAUCAGCAAAAAUGAAAAGGAUGGGCCAAAGAAUUGUGGCAAGGAACUGGAAAGGAAAGAAUGGGAUAGUCAAUCAAUACAAGGGAGUACCAAGUAAGGAAGAAGCUCUGGCAAUCAGUAAUGCAAUGCUGAUGGCUAAACAUGUAGGAUGGACUAAAAUAAUAGUCUAUUCUGAUAGCAAAUCAGUAAUAGACCAGAUAAAUGGAAGCAAUGACUAUGAAUACAACAUUGCAACUAUAUUGGAAGAUGUGCAAGAACUUAGAACACAUUUUGAAAGCUGUAGGCUUGUCUUUAUACCUAGAUCAGAAAAUGAAAUCAGUCAUACUCUAGCUGAAUUUGCUGUCAAGCUAGUGUAUGAUAUCGAAUGGGAACAAGACUUACCAAGUUGGCUGACGGUCUUAGUGAGAAAGGAAAUGAGGGUAGUAGCCCUUUUUUGUAAUUAA
Messenger RNA from Coffea arabica (coffee), 885 nucleotides. RefSeq lists its product as uncharacterized. Gene Ontology annotation, molecular function: RNA-DNA hybrid ribonuclease activity; nucleic acid binding. The record is from RefSeq and is a predicted model, not a curated record. Lineage: Eukaryota; Viridiplantae; Streptophyta; Magnoliopsida; Gentianales; Rubiaceae.